Molecule: messenger RNA, 2472 nt
Organism: Verticillium alfalfae VaMs.102
Lineage: Eukaryota; Fungi; Ascomycota; Sordariomycetes; Glomerellales; Plectosphaerellaceae
Exons: 4
Coding region: 1-2472 (823 amino acids)
Source: RefSeq, a predicted model, not a curated record
AUGGCGCCUCGAAAGCGCGUGCGACCAAACUCUUCCACCGCGAGCUCUGCGAGCCUUCCUGCACCGAACCCCGCGACGCCUGCGACUACGUCACCGGCGCCUCCCGUGCUGGAUACCACGACAUCCUCGGUUGGACAACGCGAUAUGCCGACCCCCAGUGGUGUCAAACACAACGAGACCCCCAAGCCAGCAUCUAGCGGACAGAAGGGGGUGCGCAAAAGCCGAAGCUGGUAUGGAUCCUGGCCGCGUGCACCCAAAUCGUCCGCACUGGUGCCCCAGAUUGCCCGGGAGACGAUCCUCGGGGGCACCAAUCGACCACCGAGCGUAUCCGACUUGAGACGCUUCGAUUCCAAGAAGAGUACCGACUCGUCGAGCCUUGAAGGAGCAAUGGGGCCGGCAAUGACUCUGCCCAACAUUUCGGAAAACCCUUCGGCGAAUGCAGACUUGGAACGGAUGGACACUGAAAUGACGAAUGGCCCGUCAGCCCAGGAAACAAUGGAUGGGAAGGACGUGCCCGCGGAGGACCAGGCAAAAGAGGAGAACACGACUUCUCAGGAUGUUGAAAUGGAACCAUCCCCCCAAAGACCCUCAACGGCAACAGGGUGGUUCGGCUGCGUCAAGCGCCUCCCACCGCCUCCACUUGGUUUGGUUUCUGGUCUGCCGCAACGCCCCCAGGCGGCUGCCGAAGGCCAACCCCAGACUCCUCAAACUCCGAUUCCUGCACCUAGGGUUGGCCCAGAAUCACAACCUCAAGACGUGUCGAUGACCGACGCCCCCGAACCUACGGCUGUUCAGUCGCCGCCGCCACCGGCUGGGUCGACGUGGGCAUUCUGGUCAAGAGAUGUUAAGUCCAAGGCCGACGGCAAGGCGCCGCAGCCAGAAACCGGAGAGAUGGCUGUCAUCGGGCAAGGAUCAGAGGCACAUCCUGAGCCGGCACAUGGCAUCGUCACAUCACAAACGACUGAUUCAACGAAGGACCUCAAAACCAAGCUCAAGGCUGCGACGAUAGGGCCGGCGGCCGGGAAAAAGAACAAAAGACUCCGACCUCAGUCCAUGGAUCUGGAUGACGCAUCUGUGCGAUCAGGCACGGCGACACCACAGCCUGUAGCAUCGUCCAAAUCAUCCAUCACAGAAUCUGUACAAGAAAGCCCUGGUAAGCCUGCAGCGACCAAGCCGGCGUCCAUUUCCGAGUCGCCUGCCAAGUCGCUGCCGCCUAAUCUGCUGCUCCCGUCUUUUGGCAGCACAUAUCACAUGAAGGAAAAUCCAUCCAUCUUAAAGCAGAUCACGCAGCUUCUCCUUCGUACACAACAGCCUGCUACGAACCAUGUCUUUCGUGUUAAAGAAACGCCAAAGGUGAAGAAGGCCAUUGCCAUCGGUGUUCACGGCCUGUUUCCCGCAACAUACCUUCGGCCCAUGGUCGGACAGCCGACGGGUACGUCUCUGCGUCUCGCAAGUCACUGCGCCGAAGGCAUCAGGAGGUGGGCCGAUGCUCACGGAUGUGGAGAUUGCGAAAUCGAGAAGGUCGCGCUUGAGGGAGAGGGCAAAAUUGCAGAUCGCGUGGACAACCUAUGGAAGCUACUUCUGAACUGGAUUGAGCCCUUGCGAAGCGCAGACCUGAUCAUUCUCGCAUGCCACUCGCAAGGUGUGCCUGUGGCGAUCAUGCUGGUGGCUAAGCUCAUUGAUUUAGGCAUCAUAACAAACGCAAGAAUCGGAGUUUGCGCCAUGGCUGGUGUAUCGCUCGGUCCGUUUCCCGACUACAGAUCUAGUAUGGGUAUGCUUAUGGGCACGGCCGCCGAGUUGUGGGACUUUUCCAACUCAGAGAGUGAGGUGUCCAGACGAUACGAAACUGCCCUCAAGGAAGUGCUGGAGUACGGUGCAAGAAUCACCUACAUCGGAAGUAUCGACGACCAGCUGGUGCCCAUGGAGUCGGCCAUAUACUCUCCGGCGUCUCACCCCUACAUCUACCGCGCUGUCUUCAUUGACGGUCGCAUUCACGCCCCUGACUUCAUCGCCCACUUGGUAGGCUUUGCACUGAAGCUCCGCAAUCUCGGUGUCUCUGAUCACGGCCUUAUCCGUGAGCUAUCCACGCCGCUCGCCGGCUCCCUCUACUCAGGCGAGGGGCACUCACGACUCUACUACGACGAGCAAGUCUACGACCUCGCCGUCUCUCACGCGCUGGAGACUACCAACGUCCCCCCACACGUGACGAAUCGCCAAUGCCAGGUACGGCACCCUCACCGGCCAGACUCUGCUGGUACCAAUAAAACGACGGGUGGACCUGGCCCUCUCACGAACCCUAACCCUUACCACCUACCAUGGAUCAUGCGUGGCCUCCUUGAAGAGGACUUUGUCAAAACAGAGCUCUCGGCAGAGACAGAGGAGCUCCUCCGCCAGUUCGACGACUGGAAGCCCACGACCAAGGCGCUGAAGGACGUCAAGUACCGGCUGGAAGCCGUGCGAUCGAAGCUCUGA